Molecule: messenger RNA, 1823 nt
Organism: Corapipo altera (White-ruffed manakin)
Lineage: Eukaryota; Metazoa; Chordata; Aves; Passeriformes; Pipridae
Product: zinc finger and BTB domain-containing protein 45-like
Exons: 2
Coding region: 111-1394 (427 amino acids)
Biological process (GO): regulation of immune system process; regulation of cytokine production; negative regulation of transcription by RNA polymerase II
Molecular function (GO): protein binding
Source: RefSeq, a predicted model, not a curated record
UCCCCUCCAUCCCUCCAGCCCGGUGUCCCCGGUGUCCCCCUUUGCCCCCAGUGUCCCCGUGUCCCCCCUGCUCCCCUGUGCCCCCAGUGUCCCCCGGUGUGCCCGCGGCGAUGCCGGAGGCCGUUCACUACAUCCACCUGCAGAACUUCAGCCGCUCGCUGCUGGAGACGCUCAACGGGCAGCGGGUGGCGGGGCAGUUCUGCGACGUCACCGUGCGCAUCCGCGAGGCCUCGCUGCGCGCCCACCGCUGCGUCCUGGCCGCGGGCAGCCCCUUCUUCCAUGACAAGCUGCUGCUGGGCCACUCGGCCAUCGAGGUGCCGCCCGUGGUGCCCUCGGCGGCCGUGCGGCAGCUGGUGGAGUUCCUGUACAGCGGCAGCCUGGUGGUGGCACAGUCGGAGGCGCUGCACAUCCUCACCGCGGCCUCGGUGCUGCAGAUCAAGACGGUCAUCGACGAGUGCACCCAGAUCAUCUCGCAGAGCCGCGGCCCCGCCGUGAUGCCCCCGGCCCAGAAACUGCCGCCAGGGCCGCCGGCGGAGCUGGAGAACUUCUCGGAGCCGUUGCCGAGCGGCCACAGCCGGAAGCAGCGGCAGCCACUGCGCCUCGCGCCGACGCUCAAGGAGGAGGAGGAGGCGGAGGAGGAAGAGGAAGAUGAGGACGGCGGUGCCCAGGAGGGUGUUGUCCCGCCCGGCGCGGCCCUCCCGGCUUUCCCGGCGCCAGACCCACCGUUUUUCGGUGCCCCCGAGGCAUUCCCGGACACGUUCCUGGCGCCCUGGGCCGGCGACGACGGCGGCGCCGCGUUCGGGGCCGAGCGCGGGCGGGAGGCACCGUGCGGGGAUGGGUUUGGGUUUGGGGCGCCCCCGGCAUUGCCGCCACCCUACGAGGGUGGGACGGAGGCAGGGGGAGCCCCCCCAGUGCCCACGGUGCCCCCAGUGGGGCCCCUGCGUGGCCCCCAGCCCCCCUACCAGUGUGGGCACUGCCAGAAGAGCUUCAGCUCCCGUAAGAACUACACCAAGCACAUGUUCAUCCACUCGGGUGAGAAGCCCCACCAGUGCUCCAUCUGCUGGCGCUCCUUCUCGCUCCGGGACUACCUGCUGAAGCACAUGGUGACCCACACGGGCGUCCGCGCCUUCCAGUGCGGCGUCUGCUGCAAACGCUUCACCCAGAAGAGCUCCCUCAACGUCCACAUGCGAACCCACCGCCCCGAGCGCUUCCAGUGCCGCCUCUGCACCAAGGGCUUCUCCCACCGCACCCUCCUGGAGCGCCACGCCGCCGCCUCUCACCCCGGGCCCCCGCCGGGGCCCCCGCCGGGGCCGCCACCGCUGCCGCCGGAAGCCGGAAUGGCCGCGUGGCCGGGGACUGAUGCCGCGGGCGCCGGCCCCGCUCACACGGCGUGAGGGGGCACCGGGGGGGUCUCUGCCCCCCGAACUCCUCAAAGGUGGAUUUUGGGGCUCCAGGCCCGUUUGAGGUGAAACCUGGAGGAAGCCGAGCCACGGGGACGUUCCCAGGGACAGGAGAAGGGGAACAGAACAGGGGAAUCGGGAACACCCGGCAGGAGCACGGAGCAAAUCCUCCUGGAAGCUGGGCAGGUGGGACACCAGGAGGUGGUUGGUGAUGGCCUCGGUGGAGCUCAGGGGCUCUUCGGGUGGUGAUGACAUCAUCAACCUGGACUUGUACAAAGCACCUGAGGUGGAUCCCUAGGAAAUCCUGGAACUGAGCUGGAGAGACAGGGAUUGGAUGGAUGGGCCGCGCCCUGAGGCCAGAGGAGAUGCUCCAGGGGCUGGAGAGAGUUGGGGUGUCCCACUUGGAGAAGGGAAGGAUCUGGA